This is a messenger RNA of Theobroma umbraticum, 1724 nucleotides long. RefSeq names its product pathogenesis-related genes transcriptional activator PTI6-like. Gene Ontology annotation, biological process: regulation of DNA-templated transcription. The record is from RefSeq and is a predicted model, not a curated record. NCBI's taxonomy places the organism in Eukaryota, Viridiplantae, Streptophyta, Magnoliopsida, Malvales, Malvaceae. Gene Ontology annotation, molecular function: DNA binding; DNA-binding transcription factor activity.
CUUUAGAAUUUAGCAGUAGCCAGCGGUACUAGUACGGACUAGUUUUACUUAAAUUAUAAAUUAAUUAAUUCUGCUCGGAAAACGAGAGUUUUGACACGUCAACAGAGUGAGGCAGCUGGAUUCAGUGUUUCGACAGGGACCCACACCCCCACGAGAAGGAGUAAACAAAUUUAUUCACCCUCACUCCAACGUCAACGUGCACUAUAUAUACCCCCUUUUCUUCUUCUCGUUUCCUGGCUCUUUCCUUCGCCUCUCUUUUCCUCUACUUUAAAUUAUUAACAAGAAAAAGAUAUCAACGUAAUUAUUUUCUCUCUUCAAUUUUCUCAGCCAUCCCGACUCUCCGAUAGCUAAGUGGUUGUGUAUGUGUUAUUCCCGCCAAAACCCCAGCUCCCUACCCUCCGCUCACCCUGCUGCUGUGGUUUAGUUGUGUCCAAUAUUACUCCUACUUCUACUCUACUACAUAAACAAAAAGCAGAGCAUGCGCCUUCUGUCUUAGCUAGCGGUAUCUUUUACUCUCCACUCUAGAGUCUAGAACAGGCGCAGGGGCAGGGGCAGCAGCUCUAUGUAGAAUUUCUCUUAUUUCCAUCCAUGUACUUCCACACGAUGCUCUUCACUCUUCAUCAAGCUUGAGUUUGGGAAUUGCGAUCUAUGUUACUGUUCCGAUCCACACCAUGAUCACUUAGCUUGCUGCAGCCUUGGCCUAAAUAGUUGAGGCGCCACCCCGUGAUGAGCCCGCAGACUCAGUACUCGUUCUCCGACAUGGUCAAAUUCACAGAGCAUGUCAUCACCACCAACAAAGCUCCUCCGCAACCAACCAGAAAUAUCCCUCAAAAGCUUCUCAGAAUCAUCCUUACCGACGCAGAUGCCACCGAUUCUUCUAGUGACGAAGAACAUGACCAACCAACGCCAACUAGAAGACGCUUAAACACCGUAAGGAGAGUGAAAAGGCACGUCAAAGAGAUCAACUUUCAACCACUAUCCGCAUCGUCAUCAGCCUCUACUAGUACUACUAGUAAGUCAUUAGUCAAGCAACAACCAAGCACGAAAAGAGAAAGACCAUCCCCGCAAUCUGACGUCACUCGCCGUAAAAAGUUCAGAGGAGUCCGGCAGAGGCCCUGGGGACGCUGGGCUGCCGAGAUCCGAGACCCCACCCAGCGCAACGAGGUCUGGCUUGGCACUUUUGACACCCCUGAGGAAGCUGCCACCGUCUACGAUAAAGCUGCCCUCUUGCUCAAGGGUCCUAACGCCCUCACCAACUUCCCUAACCCCGUUUCGACGGAAAAGAAAGCCGCCGUUGACCAAAGACAAGGCGACAGCUUGGACUCCUCGCCGUGUUCAUCUCUCUCUCUCUCCACGUCGGUUCUCCGGUGCGAAGAAUUGACGCCCUUCGACGGCUUGGGGUACUUCGACGUCGACGCUUUUGGCUUCCAGAUUGAUGUUCCCUCCUAUUCCACGGAUCUCUCCUUGUCGGAUAGCAUUUUUGCCAAGGAAGAAGAAUUCUCCGACUUCAACGUUGACGAUUUCUUGGUCGGAGAUUAGCAGCAUUUUCUCAUACUAAUAAUAAUAGUAAUUAUACUAUUACUGUUAUUAAAGGAGAAGUAAUUUUUUGGCAAAAGAAAAGAAAAAAAGAAAAAGAGUUUCUUUUUCGUAGAAGUAUUCGUAUCUUGCUCAGUGGAGAAAAUUUUGUUGAUACGUAUGGCCAUGGUGCCAGGUUUGUUGCUAUG